This is a messenger RNA of Mauremys mutica (yellowpond turtle), 2911 nucleotides long. RefSeq names its product zinc finger protein 503 (gene ZNF503). NCBI's taxonomy places the organism in Eukaryota, Metazoa, Chordata, Testudines, Geoemydidae. The record is from RefSeq and is a predicted model, not a curated record. The transcript has 2 exons. Gene Ontology annotation, biological process: negative regulation of DNA-templated transcription. The coding region runs from base 433 to 2265 and encodes 610 amino acids. Gene Ontology annotation, cellular component: nucleus.
AAUCACCUCGGGGUCCCAUUUGAUUGGAAGGCGGCAAAGGCUUUAAUCUCAGACUAACUCAGCUGCUUUUGAAGUGAGUUUCUUUGCCAGAUCCCGGGCUGGACGAGCAGCGGCUCGCAGCAGCACAGCUGAGUGGAGGAGGAGGAGGAGGGAGAGCGCAGCAGCCGGGGACCAAGCGAGACACAUUCACCAUCUCCCCCCGCCCCCACCCCGGGAUUAUUCUGCUUUUUUUCCUCCUUCUUCCCCUUCUCUCCGGGCUCCCCCCGCCUCCACUAGGCAAAGCCAGAGACGUUUCCUGACUUUUUUGUUGUUGUUCUUGCUAGUUUGCUUUUGGGGGUGUGUGGCUGUCACCCCUCCUCCCCCGCCAAAGAGAGAAGGUUUCCGAGGCUGAUCAGCGCGACUCGUCCCAGUUUUCAUGCGAGGUUUUGGGUCAUGAUCACAUCGCCCUCGCUUUCUGCUGUAAGAAGUAGUAAGCACAGCAGCGGCGGUAGAGACAUUGGCGGCGGCAGCAGCCUCAGCCUCAGCCUCAGCAGCGCCGCUGAUCUCGCCUGGCAGAACGGGCACUCUGGGAAUACUACUAGCUGCACCAAGCCCUUCUUCCACUCCGUCCCUCCUUCGGACCCUUUACGCCAAGCGAAUCGGCUUCCCAUCAAAGUCUUGAAAAUGCUCACGGCUCGGACGGGACACAUUUUACACCCUGAGUAUCUGCAGCCUUUGCCUUCCACCCCCGUCAGCCCCAUAGAGCUGGAUGCUAAGAAGAGCCCGCUGGCCCUGUUGGCUCAGACGUGCUCCCAGAUCGGGAAGCCGGACCCUUCCCCGUCCUCCAAGCUCUCCUCGGUCACCUCGAACGGCGCGGGCGGGGACAAGGACUCCAAGUCGGGCCCCUUGAAACUCAGCGACAUCGGCGUGGAGGACAAGUCGAGUUUCAAGCCCUACUCCAAGCCGGGCGCCGAGAAGAAGGAGCCGGGCCCCGCGGGCUGCGGUGGCGCCGCCUCUGGGGGAGUCUCCAGCGGGGAGAAGUCGGGAUUCCGGGUGCCGAGCGCCACCUGCCAGCCGUUCACGCCAAGGACAGGCAGCCCCAACUCCAGCGCCUCCGCCUGCUCGCCGGGGCUGCUGCCGGCCGAGGGCAAGGCGGGAGAGGACAAGAAGGACGCGGAGGGCUGCGGCAAAGGGGGCGGCGCCGGCUCGGACGGGGGCCCGGGCGCCGCCAGCCUCAGCCACAGCCGGAUUAGCGUGAGCUGUGGCGGGAUUAACGUGGAGGGCGGCCAGCACCCGGAGGGCGCGCCAGGCUCCAAGCCCAUCUCCUCGGACUCGUCCUCCUGCAGCAGCAGCACCCCCGCCACCUCGUCCGCCUCGGUGCUGGGCUCCGGCCUGGUGGCCCCGGUCUCGCCCUACAAGCCGGGGCAGACUGUCUUCCCCCUGCCGCCGGCGGGCAUGAGCUACCCGGGCACGCUGGCGGGCGCCUACGCCGGCUACCCGCCGCAGUUCCUGCCGCACGGAGUGGCCCUGGACCCCACCAAGUCCGGCAGCCUGGUCGGGGCCCAGCUGGCCGCCGCCGGCAGCCUGGGCUGCAGCAAGCCGGCGGGAUCGAGCCCGCUGGCCGGCGCCUCGCCGCCCUCCGUCAUGACGGCCAGCCUGUGCCGCGACCCCUACUGCCUGAGCUACCACUGCGCCAGCCACCUGGCCGGCGCCGCCAGCGCCUCCUGCGCCCACGACCAGGCCCUCAAGUCCGGAUACCCGCUGGUCUACCCCACGCACCCGCUGCACAGCGUCCACUCCUCCCUGGCGGGGGCCACCCCGCCCUCGCUGGCCGGCCACCCCUUGUACCCCUAUGGCUUCAUGCUCCCCAACGACCCCCAGCCCCACAUCUGCAACUGGGUGUCGGCCAACGGACCCUGCGACAAGCGCUUUGCCACCUCCGAGGAGCUGCUGAGCCACUUGCGGACCCACACUGCCUUCCCGGGCACCGAUAAACUCCUCUCCAGCUACCCCAGCUCCUCCUCGCUGGCCAGCGCCGCCGCCGCGGCCAUGGCCUGCCACAUGCACAUCCCCACCACGGGGGCGCCGGGCAGCCCCGGCACGCUGGCCCUCCGCAGCCCGCACCACGCCUUGGGACUGAGCAGCCGCUACCACCCCUACUCCAAGAGCCCUUUGCCCACCCCAGGUGCCCCGGUGCCAGUCCCUGCGGCCACGGGACCUUACUACUCCCCCUAUGCACUGUACGGGCAGAGACUUACCACAGCCUCCGCUCUGGGCUACCAGUGAGUGUGGGGUGGGGGAAGGAUUGCAAACGACCUGGGGAGGGGAAAGCGGGGGGGUGAAAGAAACCCUCCCACACUUUAUACAAGCUGAAAUCUGACUUUUUAUAAAAUAGUGUUCAUUUGAGGACUGGAUCCGUGAGCACUGUAUUUAUUUAUGUUAGCUUCAAGCGGGACAAUGAAUCAUAAAGUGCAUUACUUAACUGAGCUCAAUAGGUAAAAGUUGAACACCCAUUGUAGAAUAUAAAUAAAAAGGAAAUAGAGGUCUUCUCUUUAAUGUUACUUUAAAAUUGCUAUGAUUGUAUUGUACGUUCUUAUUUAAUGUCUCCUUGAAACAAAAAAAGUUACAUGCAUGUUUGUUACUAAAAAACCAACUGGCAAUUUGUCAAUUAUAACUUCAAAUUGCAAUUAUUUUUACGGUGUAUACAACUGAAAGAGAAUUGGUAUUUUUUUGUAUGUAAUCUGGAAGAAGGAAAAAAAACAAAAAAACAAUUCUAUUCCAAAAACCUCAUUUGCCUUAUUUUGUUCUUUAAAAGGAACACUUAACUAUUUUUAAUUUUUAAGUCCACCCUGUAAAAGGGGGUAAGGUUUACGUCAUGUACUAAAAUAAUAGACAAUGUAUCGCUUUAAAGAUUAAAAUUCCGUAUAUUUGA